Molecule: messenger RNA, 714 nt
Organism: Pseudovirgaria hyperparasitica
Lineage: Eukaryota; Fungi; Ascomycota; Dothideomycetes; Acrospermales; Acrospermaceae
Exons: 5
Coding region: 162-560 (132 amino acids)
Source: RefSeq, a predicted model, not a curated record
UGCUACAAUCCACAGAAAAGCGCCGAGUGCUUGCCGAGCCCCGCAACUCACCUCGCUGUCAUGCACGCCCUGUCGUCGACAACUAUAAGCUCCUCACUGUACAGGCAUAAUUGAUAUUCAAAAGAAGCGCUCGUUGGUGUCCAGCUUCAUCUUCAGCCUGAAUGUCGGUUUCACGUCCUGCAACAACAACCACCAGACUUCGAACAUAUCCAAUCUUGCAGUCAAGAGCCAUGGCUUCCGCAUCGUCCAAGUGUGAAUGGCUCGUCAUCGUGCCUGACUUUGAGGGCGCAUUGCAGAAAAGAUUGGAAGUUAGACAAAAACACCUCGGUGGCAUCACGCCCGAGCCGGACUUCUGGAUCAUGGGCGGCGCUUUCAUGGGGUCCAAGCCCAAAGAGGGCGAGACGCCUGACAUGAAGGGCAGUGCUAUGAUAUGCUAUGCCGAGAGCGAGGAGGAAGUCAGGGCUAGGCUUGAGAUUGACGUGUAUGUCACGAGCGGAGUGUGGGACAUGAGCAAGGUUCAGAUAUAUCCCUUUCGGAGUGCUGUAAGGAAGGGUCUUUGAUGCCACAUGGGAACGGACAUGUCCUCCCUUGCAAACAGAAUGUUUAUCCUUGGCUGCUCGCAUUGUUCACGGGUAUCUUUCCUCGAUGCGGCGUCAUGAUCUCGUGCGAUGCUUUGUGUAUUGCCACCCAAAACACUAUGUGCGUGAUUCGUAG